This is a messenger RNA of Dovyalis caffra, 273 nucleotides long. The record is from the annotation of a GenBank genome assembly. Lineage: Eukaryota; Viridiplantae; Streptophyta; Magnoliopsida; Malpighiales; Salicaceae.
AUGACACAAAAAAACAAUCUAUUCAAAGGCCAACAGAAGAAGAAAACAGUCCCACCUAAUCGCCAUGGAAAAAUUACUCACAUCCGCAAAGGGAAGAGAUUUGUGAAGCCAUCAAAGUUUACAAAGGAGAUGGAUGCUGAUAGGGAGCUAAGCAAGUUCAUCAACAACUGUAAUGAGAUCAAAGCAGCUACUGCUGCAAACAAGGAAGGGGGUCAACUAAGUAUUGUCAAACCACCACCAGAAUCAGCAAGUGGUGCGAAGAAAGAUUCUUGA